Molecule: messenger RNA, 637 nt
Organism: Meloidogyne enterolobii
Lineage: Eukaryota; Metazoa; Nematoda; Chromadorea; Rhabditida; Meloidogynidae
Source: the annotation of a GenBank genome assembly
UUUUUGAUAAUUUUGUAAUGACGAGGGAGCUGGUUAAGCAAAGAUUCGGGGAUGGGGACAUCAGAUAAAUCAGUUAGGAGAACCAUAAAUUUAGGAGAACCAUAACCAGAAACCAUAAAUUGAUUAAUAAAAUUCUUCUAUUUAUUCAAUAACAACAGAUAGAUAUAAUUAUCUCAACUGAAGAAAAUAAAUCUCCAUUAGAUAGAAUUGCCGCUGCUUGCGAUAAACACAAUAGUUUUCUGUCAUGCAUUCGUAAAUGCCAACAUUCUAUAGCUCGACAAAUCAUUGCAGAUGGGCAACAAGCAAUGAAUGUACUAAUUUUAGUUCCUGUAUAUGCUAAAAUAAUUCCCCUGUGUUCCUUUUAAGGCAAUCUGUCAAAGCUUUCGGAUCGACAAAGAAUUUCAAAAUUUUGUUCUACCCUGCCUUGUAAGGAAUGGACUACGUAUUGGAAAGAGUUGUCAAGUUUCAAUUCAACUUUAAAACUCUCUUAAAAUUAAUUUUAAAGCUUCAUUGGUCUUUAAUGGAAAGUGAUGUUUACGAGACUAUUAGUCAACGACAAUUUUUAUAUAAUGGAUAUGACCCUUCCGAAAUUGAUAAAAAUGAGGAAGAUGAUGGAUUCCAACGAUUGUGUAGGUAG